Messenger RNA from Brassica oleracea var. oleracea, 1041 nucleotides. RefSeq lists its product as uncharacterized. The transcript has 6 exons. Gene Ontology annotation, molecular function: metal ion binding. The record is from RefSeq and is a predicted model, not a curated record. Lineage: Eukaryota; Viridiplantae; Streptophyta; Magnoliopsida; Brassicales; Brassicaceae. The coding region runs from base 269 to 997 and encodes 242 amino acids.
UCUUUUUCGUUUCUCUUGCUUUCAUGAGAAACUAAGCGUCGGGCAUCACUCACCUUCCUCCAUUAUUGCCAUCUUGCUCUUCAACUUCUCCUCUCUCUCCAACUUAACUUUAUAAACGGAUGGCGAGAUUGAUUUAAUUUUAAGUUGUUUGCCUAAGCUACUUUGAUCGAGAAAUUGGCUUGGAUCAUAAUUGGUGAAGAGCGAGAAGGAAGUUAGAUCAACGUAAUGCCGUCGAGGAUGAAGAUCGAGUCAAUCAAUAUCAAUUCACAUGUACACAACCGGCUGCGCCAUGCUGACUUUUGACCGGCAAAGGUGCCUCUUUGACUGCCGAAAGCUCUAUCGAUUUAUUGGUUUUAGAUGGAUGUCAUUUAUGGUUUCUCCCUCAUGGCACACGAACUGGCUCGAGGAAAUAUCAAAUAUAGAACUCAACCACAGAUCAGCUACAAAGCCAUCUACCAAAAGUCCCUUCUCCUUACAUCUGUCUUCCUCUAAUAAGCAUUGCCAAGAUCUCUCAAAUGCGGCUGGCGGGGAAAUGAUUUCUAACUCCAUGGGACCAUGUAGUGACUCUUGCUCCGUUUGUUUGGAAACAAAAUGGAACCUAGCUGCUGAUGGAUGUGGUCAUGAGUUCUGCACAAAAUGUGCGUUAUACCUAAGCACCACAAAUAUACCACAAGUUGUUCCUAAAAAUAACUCGAAUAAACAGUCAAUGGAAACUCCUUCAGAAGCUUUUGUGGCUUACGAAGUUGAAGAGGAUAGAGUUGGUGUACCUCUUUUGAGUGGGCUCUAUGAGUUUCGUUUGGAUUUUUUUUCCACCCAGGUUAUACGCGGAAGAAAGUUUCAACCCUCUAGGCUUCUUGCAGGUUCUUGGGAAGCUUGGCUUAAGGUUGAUCCCUCUCUGCUCCCCACUCCUACGACUUUUACAAUGUUUGAUUAUUGUUGCAAGCAAAAACAAUGUAUAUGCUUAUUAUAUAUAUGUUCUCGAAAUUGUUACUCCUAAUGCUAAAAUAGUAAAAUCAAAUAUUUAUAUGAUUAUGGUCGCAA